This is a messenger RNA of Clupea harengus (Atlantic herring), 2534 nucleotides long. RefSeq names its product S-adenosylmethionine sensor upstream of mTORC1 (gene samtor). The record is from RefSeq and is a predicted model, not a curated record. Lineage: Eukaryota; Metazoa; Chordata; Actinopteri; Clupeiformes; Clupeidae. Gene Ontology annotation, biological process: negative regulation of TORC1 signaling.
CACAUGUGGGCUGUUAAGGCUCUGCCCUGCUGUAUUCUCUGCUCUAGAAUCCUAAAUUUAGACGCUGUCAUGUUUGAUCAGUUGAAGACUCAUUGGAAGGGGAGCACCGAACUCUAGUCAAGUGGGGUAUGGCAGCGUGCCGGUAGAGCACUGGAUGUCCAUCGAGCUAAUGCAAUGGCCUUUCUUAACAACGUUGACAGUGAAAUGGACCUGGAACAGUUUCACCGUAUUCCCUAUUCUAACGUUAAAUCCGUUAGGACUGAGAAAAUAGAACAGGAGAAAUUAUCCGGUGUAGUGAAGAAUGUCCACCGAAAACUUCGGAGGAAAUAUGUUGAAGUGGGUGACUUUGAGAAGAUUUGGCGCGAGCACUGUGAAGAUGAGCUAACUCUCAGUGAGUAUGCUGUGGCCAUGAAGAAUCUUGCUGAUAACUGCUGGACUAAAAAUUGUGAAGGAGAAGUUCGCAUUGAAUGGUGUCGCAGUAUUUGUCAAGACUAUUUUCUUGAUGGUGGAAUGAAGAGAAUGCUGGAGAAAGAUGAGAAAAGUACAAAGUAUGCCUUUUGUGGGUCUGCUGUAAAUGCCCAGACUCGCUCCUCUUCCAGGUCAGCUCUCCAUUCAGGGAAGAUUCGUCUGUUAGAUGUGGGAAGCUGUUUUAACCCAUUUCUGAAAUUUGAUGAAUUUCUCACAGUUGGUAUUGACAUAGUGCCUGCAGUUGAGAGUGUGUACAAGUGUGACUUCCUGAACCUGCAGCUGCAGCAGCCCCUGCAGUUGGCCCCUGAUGCGGUGGAGGCCUUUUUACAGCAGCUCCAGGGCCCCAUCGAGGCGCUGCCAGCUCAGCUCUUUGAGGUGGUGGUCUUCUCUCUGCUCCUGUCUUACUUCCCCUCUCCAUACCAGCGCUGGAUCUGCUGCAAGAAGGCCCAUGAGCUGCUCAACCUAAAUGGCCUUCUACUAAUCAUCACACCAGACUCCUCCCACCAGAACCGCCACGCCCCCAUGAUGCGCAGCUGGCGUAUCGCCGUGGAGUCACUGGGCUUCCGCCGCUACAAGUAUGCCAAGUCAUCCCACAUGCACCUCAUGGCCUUCCGCAAGGUGUCUCUGACAACCACCAGCGACCUGGUGAGUUGUAAUUACCCCGAGAUGCUCUACAUCCCUCAGGACUUCCAUAGCCCAGAGCAGGAAGAGCUUGAAGGGGUUGUGGACAUCCGGUCAGACCUGGAGGAUGACCAGUUAGCUCUUGGCUUUACGGAGCUGCCAGACAUGCCAUACGACUCAGACUCUGGGGACAGCCAGAGCAGCAGUGCCCCACUUCAUGAGCUGGAGGACCCAGUCUUGCUCCAGAAUUAGAACACUCGUACUCCCCAUUCCUCCCCAUCUUUCUCCUGUCCUUCCCUUCUGCCAGCCUGACGAGACAGACCUGCUGCCAAAUUAACUCUUCUCACUCCUACGCACACGUCCCUGUAAUGGUUUUGUACAAAACAAUGCAGUUUGCACAAUGGAAGAGAAUGUGUUUACAGACUAUGAGUUCUUCGUCUCGGCCCCUUACGCAUUCCCUUUUUUUUUUUUAAAGCUGUGGCUCAGGUUUGAAGUUUUGGAAAGCUGGUCCUUCAUAUAUCCUAUCAGAAGAACAUUGGUCAUUUCCCUAAUAUUUAGCCUGUGCUUAUUGAGGCCUGCCACUUCUCCCAGUAAGGAACUCUUUCUGAGCAUUGGAGCACUAGAGCACGGUCAUGUGGUUCUACCAUGUCACAAGUGUUCUAGAGGCACUGCAGGUUUACUUUGUUUAAAGCUGGAGAAUGGUCAGCAUGUCUGCUGUGUUGGAAGGGGUUGCUUGCCAGAACUAUUCCUGGUUAGGAGAAAAUAAUAGAAUUGCAAUUUAAAAAUAGAGAGUUCCACCAGCAUUUUAAAGAUAUGGUAAACUUUUUAGUAAGAUGGUUGGUUUUUCACGUUUUAUUUUCAGUACAGUACAAGUUUCAUUACAGGCGUAGUGUGGAUUAAUUGAGGUUGCCACGUGUUUGCACAAGUGUUACUUGAUGAAAGAACUUGAUUCUUUUCAGGCAUUUUGUUUCUUUGCUCAAAAACCUAAUUGAGGCAAAUAAUUGAAUGUGUAUCAAACAGUGGGCUGUGGGCUGUUGGUCAGCCAGCUUAGAAAUGUGAAGAAUUCUAAUGUGAUGGUACCUUUUUAAAGAGAAAUCAUUUCAUGAAACAUCAUCAUUUUGGUGUAGUUCUGAGAGAUUUGUCGAUGAGUAGCACACCAAACUUUGUUGGACUUCAGGACGAGUAGGAUGAGGUGAAGACUGAUGGGAGACCCUGUAGUGAGUUUUAUGUAGCCAAUAGACAAUGGAGACUAGAGGGGGUGGGGAAACCCAGGCAAGACAUCAUCAUUGUUGUUGUUGUUGUUUAAAACUGUAUUUUAGCUUUAGAUGAAUUUUUUUAUUGGUUUGACAAAAUUAGAUUUUAGAAAAGAGUACACCAAAUUACAAAACUACUUCCUUAGUGAAAUGGUUGCCAAGCCGUAGGUUGGCCCUUUGAUUUCUGUCAAA